AUGAGAAUUCACUUGAUUUUAUUCGCCAGUGCCGCUAUGGCUCACUCUUCGGAGGGUGAUCAAGUAUUUGACUUAAACAAAGCGCCGCUUUUCGGAAAGAAUAGCGCGACUACUGGGAUGACCCGUCCAACUACAAGAAGUGUCACCGCCCACGUGAAGGCUCUUCGAGAUGCUUUUCGAGAGUUAAUUCUCAAGGCGGAAGCUGCGGAAGGCGCCCGAACUGGCAACGUCCCGGAUUCGACUGGUCUUUAUAGUUCCAACACUUCAGGAAGCGAUUCUCCUGCUGGAAACGACGCUCCCCGAUGGUACCAAGGUCCGAGAGAAGGACCACCGGAAGUUCCUGAGCGACGUUUUCCAUUCGUCUCGCAACUGGAUCUUUCCAGAGUCCCGCCCUUCGUUCGCAACGAAAUUGUUCGACGUCGAGCUGAUGACUUGGUUAAUCAGCUCACCGAACGAGGGCUUACCUUCGGACAGCAACGAGGACAGGGACAAGCUCGCCUUGUUGAAGGCGUCGUUCGAAAAGCUCCGGCGCCCGUCCUCACCCCCUUUCCAAAAGGUGAACAGGGGCACUUUGCUCGAUGGAUCGGAGUUGCCAACUCUUCCCUUACUUCUGGACCGUUGCUUUCAAGUCUGACGGAUACAACAGUCCAGACAUCGCUUUCUGAAGGCCACGGGGAAUCUUCCCAGGAAGAAGAUCCUGCGCCUGCUCGUGUCAAGCGAAGAAAACAGCGGCGAGUCGACUUGAACCAGGCAUUCGUCGGCGACGAUGCUGGUUCAAGUGGCGGUAGCAGCAGCAGCAGCAGCAGCGACGGCGAAGGAGAGCCUACUCCGCGACCACGACGACGUCCUCGACGACGCCCUGCCCCUCGAAGACCUAUCGAUUAUCUAUUUCGAUAUUACAUUGACGGCCCGAUGACUGUGCCGAACCCCCGAUUUUCGGACACUUUGAGGUCAACACCUCCAACUUUCUCCAUUUGCCCCAUGGAAGACGCCGCUCCGGUUGUAAACUUUGCCGGCGUUUUUACCUUGGCGCAAGCGCUGAACACUGCCGUGUUCCUUUUUAAUAGGGACAUGGCAGAACUUGAUCUGCUCGAAGCUGAGUUGGCCAGUGGUCAAUUUGGAUGCGUCCUGGAAACCUCGGCUCAUCUGUUCGCUAUUGGACCAAUCGCUAGUGAGGUAGAAGUAGAGGUUGGUUCUUCGAUUUCCAACUCUUCUAUGAGUUCUGUCGAGGACGCCCCUGUUUUCGACUUGAACCAGAUGACUGCGCAACAGUUCAAGAACCUGGCUUCGGCUAACGGAUUCCGAGAGGAGCGCAAAGGAUGCUUCACCGUGCGUGAAAGCUCCUUCAUCCUUUUCGGAGGCUUUGUCGGAAUCGCGAUGUGCGCUCUCAUCUUCAGCGCCUUGCUCAUCACCGGCAAGAUCUCAGUCGCCACCGAGGACAAAGUUGUCAAAAAUCACGCUGUCAUCGGACCUCAGCUUCCCUCGCAGACCUCUUUCCCUCUCCAGCGCACUCGACGAGAUCUUACCGACGGACAACCCCGCAUGUGCUUUGAAUGUGCCUUUCGAUCUCUUCUUGAAGAAAUCAACGAGAUGCGUCUUCAAGCGGAAAGAAACGUCCACACCGCUCGCGAUCAUUUGAGCGAACUUGUCGGCCGCGAAUUACCGCCACCCGUCGAGAUUGAAGGCUCAAGCGAGGCCCAAGACACCUUCCAGACGGCUUACGAUUUCACUUUGGAAGAAACCACCGUUGGCAACUACGAUGUGGUUUACGUCGACGACGAUGAAGACCACGUUCCAGUUCGUUUUACUCGCACCGCUGAAGACGAAGAAGGCUCCGUUGAAGUCUAA
Molecule: messenger RNA, 1848 nt
Organism: Oikopleura dioica
Lineage: Eukaryota; Metazoa; Chordata; Appendicularia; Copelata; Oikopleuridae
Source: the annotation of a GenBank genome assembly